Messenger RNA from Salvia hispanica, 1038 nucleotides. RefSeq names its product vacuolar protein sorting-associated protein 32 homolog 1-like. Gene Ontology annotation, biological process: vesicle budding from membrane; late endosome to vacuole transport via multivesicular body sorting pathway. NCBI's taxonomy places the organism in Eukaryota, Viridiplantae, Streptophyta, Magnoliopsida, Lamiales, Lamiaceae. The record is from RefSeq and is a predicted model, not a curated record. Gene Ontology annotation, cellular component: multivesicular body; ESCRT III complex; cytoplasmic side of plasma membrane.
GCCAAAUACUUCACCGCGUCAAUGCCAUAUAAAAUACCAAAACAAUUAGUCUUUCAAUCAACGACUUAGUACUUGCUCGUAUAAAUUCGAAGUUUGAUCCAAAUUUGCAGAGCCAAAAAUUGAAUCCAUAACUAUUUAUCGGCGGUCGAAGCCUCAUCAGGGUUUAAAGGCAUAAUUUUUGCUUUGUUGCGAGGAAAUAGCACUAGUAGUUUUGGUCGCUAACGAUGUUUACGCGGAUUUUUGGAAAGCCUAAGCAAGAGACAAAUGCUCUUGCAACACUAGAUAAGUUGAACGAGACUCUUGAGAUGCUUGAGAAAAAAGAGAAUGUUCUCUUGAAAAAGGCCGCUGGAGAAGUUGAAAAAGCCAAAGAAUUCACUAAAGCUAAAAAUAAGAGGGCUGCUAUACAAUGUUUGAAAAGGAAAAGGCUUUACGAGCAACAAAUAGAGCAGCUGGGGAAUUUUCAGUUACGCAUUCAUGAUCAGAUGAUAAUGCUAGAGGGUGCAAAAGCUACAACAGAAACUGUCGAUGCUCUGAGAACUGGAGCUGCUGCGAUGAAAGCCAUGCAGAAGGCCACGAAUAUUGAUGAUGUUGACAAAACAAUGGAUGAGAUCAACGAGCAGACUGAAAAUAUGAAACAAAUUCAAGAAGCAUUGUCGGCACCACUUGGUGCAUCAGCUGAUUUUGAUGAGGAUGAAUUGGAGGCUGAGCUUGAAGAGCUAGAAGGAGCUGAGCUGGAGGAACAGCUUCUGCAACCUGCAACGACAGCCCUUGCUGCCCCCAUUCGAGUGCCUGCCAGAAGGAAACCAGCAAACAAAGUUGAAGAUGAAGACGACGAACUUGCUGAAUUACAGAGGGAAAUGGCCCUUUAAUGAGGCGGGAAGAAAUCAUGGCACGACGUCAUAUAAAGGUUAUCAUAGUUUCAGCUGCUAUUCAUGUGUGCAUUAUAUAUCUGAACAAAGGAAGGCCUAACGGUGCAAUUGAGACAAUCCAUGUUUAAAAAAAUAAUAUAAUCUCUCAUCUCAUUUCAUCCCUCGAUAA